GCGACCCUUCACUGUCGGCCCUCUCAUGCCUUCCCAUAAGUAAGCGAACCUUCUUUAGUAUGCCUUCGCUGUCGCCGCGCGGACUCCACCCCCGGAGCCCCACCAUUAAGUUCGAGCCGAGCAGUGCGCCCACAGGCGGCACACCAUUCCCGCGCUCACCCGUCGGCAGCACGAGUUCGCCGCCGCAGACGCCGCGCACACCGCACACACCCACCCACGGCCUCGACAUGCCGACGGCGCUCAGCGCCCAUCAGUCACAGGAAUUCAUAGUGAAAAUCACGAGCGCAGAUACGAGUCCGGCCACCGACGUGGCCUACGUGUGCCCGAUCUGCGGCCAAAUGUUUUCACUGCACGACCGGUUGGCCAAACAUAUGGCGAGUCGACACCGGAGCCGCCAGAGCGAGGCGACGGCCAAGACGUAUGUGUGCGAUGUCUGCAAGCGGUCCUUCGCCCGGAGCGAUAUGUUAACCCGACAUAUGCGACUCCACACCGGCAUUAAGCCCUACACGUGUCGCGUCUGCGGACAAGUCUUCUCCAGAAGCGAUCACUUAAGUACUCACCAGAGGACGCACACCGGCGAGAAGCCCUACAAAUGCCCGCAGUGUCCGUACGCCGCGUGUCGGCGCGAUAUGAUCACCCGACACAUGCGGACACACGCCAGGUAUGAGCUGCCCGACAGCAGCUCCAGCUUCGAGGACAUCACCGACUCGACCCACUCAUCCACACAACGAUCCCAUGUAGUGACCAAAGAGGAGACGCUC
Molecule: messenger RNA, 761 nt
Organism: Oppiella nova
Lineage: Eukaryota; Metazoa; Arthropoda; Arachnida; Sarcoptiformes; Oppiidae
Source: the annotation of a GenBank genome assembly